Messenger RNA from Juglans regia (Persian walnut), 3502 nucleotides. Its product is annotated as glutamic acid-rich protein-like. NCBI's taxonomy places the organism in Eukaryota, Viridiplantae, Streptophyta, Magnoliopsida, Fagales, Juglandaceae. The record is from RefSeq and is a predicted model, not a curated record. The transcript has 4 exons. The coding region runs from base 1328 to 2860 and encodes 510 amino acids.
CUCUCUCUCUCUAGAGUUUCUCUGUCUAGAUUGGCGUCUCUUUUUCUCUCUCACAAAUCAAAAGCAAAUAUAUUAGCCCUUCGCCACUGACUCUUGCGUGUUACUUCCGAACAAUACAUUACCUACUGGAAGGAAGAAAAGAGUCUCUCAGAGAGACGGGAGACUCUGUAACACAAGUACUCGAAAAAACAGAGACAGAAGAGAACCCACUGGACAAAGAAACCAAAACCCUGAUAAAGGUCCUUUCCCCGAAAUAUUGCUUGUUAUCUUCUUCUUCUUCUUCUUCUCCUCCUCCUUUAUCAGUAAGAAAGAAAAAAAAGACGGACAGAGACACAGACAGAGAUCUCGUCCUCCUACAUUUCCAACUUUGUAGCAGACAAACUAAUUUCAAUCCCUCAAUUCCAUACCUUUUUCUCCUGCUCAAAAAUUCCUUAAUUUGUCGUUUACGAUUCGAAUCGUGCUUCCUUUCUUCUGCUUUUGAUCGGUACCCUACAAUUGCCUAGGGUUUUGUGGAUCAUAAUCGAGCACUUGUUGAAUACCUCGAUUCCAGACUUAAUUAGGUUUGAUCAGAGCACAGAUUGAAGAUUGACGGAGCGUGCUCGGCGAUGGGCACGAGCUCCGAUCUUCCACGGAAUCAAAAUUGUGGAUUUGACAGCACUAGGGUUCAGUUAUCAAGUUCGGAGAUUGCUUAGGAACGAUGGUUACCCAUUGGUGCUCCGAGCAUGGAAGAGGAUUGCACGUAUUAAUUUUGUGUAGACAGUGAUCCGAGAACUUGGGAGGGCUUCUGGGCCGUUCUUGGUUUUUGCUCAUUUGAUCUUUCACUAGGGAAUGAUUUUGUUGUUGAGAUUUGCUUAUAAGGAGGUGAUGGUUUUUUUUUGGUCGGGAAGACUACACAGAGGGUCUGAUUGCAGUUCACUGUUUUUGUUUCUCAAGGAACCGUUCGGGUUAACAUAGAUUGAGCUAAAUUAUUGACCAAAGUGGUUUUUAAGUUUUGUCAUUUGUGUUUAUUGAGCUAGUUUAGUGUAAGGAGUGGGUGCCGUGUUGAUGGUUAAGUUUUGAAGUUUCUUUCGUUGAUAUCUGCUUGACCGUUGUGUGCAUUUGUGCCAGUGGGGAAGAAGUGUUGGUGGGUUUUGGAAUUGGUGUUUGUUGGAGUGAGUGGUAAGCUUAUGGAGGGAUAUUGAAGCUGGAAAUGAAUGCGGGGACAUGGUGCAUGGACAGGAGCAUAGUUGCUGGUUCGUUUCCUUUCUGGAACAUCACUUCUGGAAAGUAAUCAGAGCAUUUUUGUUUGUAGAAGGUGCUAGAAUAUUGUGUUCCUGGAUUUCCUGCAAUGUCGCGCUGCUUUCCAUUCCCACCACCAGGAUAUGAAAAGAAGGCUAGGACGGAGGAUGUGGACUUGCUAAAACAGGAAAAGCAGAGAGAGAAGAAGCAUAAAAAGGAGAAAAGGGACAAAGAGAAAAGAGAGACUGAUAAAAGUGAUGGUAAGCAUAGAGAAAAGAAAGACAAGAAGGACAAGCAUAGAGAUAAAAAGAAGGAGAAGGAGAAGGACAGAGAUAAAGAUAAGGAGAAAAACAGUACCCCAGAUGAGAAGAGACUACCGGGUCAAACUGGAGAAAAACUCGUUCAAAAAGAUGAAAACAAAAUUAAAAAUAAUAUUUCUGAUGAGAAAAGAUUUUCUGGGCAGUUUGCAGGUUACAAUGCAAAGAAACUCAGCGAGAGCCGCCAUAUGGCAGAGGAGAAGAAGGAUUCUAAAUUUGUGGAGGAGUUGGGCAGGAGGAUUAAAGAUGAUGACAGAGCAACUGAGAGCAAGUUGGUUGAGAAGUUUGCAAAAAUGGAUCAAAGAAAGGAUGAGGGGACAGCCAAAUUGCUGGCUAAAGGUACUGGCAUUUGGGCUGAAGGCAAGGAGAAGAACAAGAGGGUUGAUGAUAGAAAGGUGGAUGGUCAAGGAAUUAAAGGUGAAGGAAGAUUUAGUGGGAAUUCAAUGGUUCCGAGUCCUGCUGUGGUUUUUCAAACUAGAAUUGGAGGGAUUUCUAGGCCGUUCGAGAAAAAUGUUGAGAGAAGUGUGGAAGAGACGGAAAAGGCCAAAGAAAAGGAAGGUGAUCAUAAACGGGGGGAUAAACGCAAGGAUAAAGAUCGAGAGAAAAAGAGCCAUGGGAAGGAUAAGGACAGGGACAAAGAGAAGAAAAAGGAGGAGAAAACAAAGGGGAAAAUUGACCAUAAGAGUACAGAACACGAUAAAUUAAAAGAUGUCAACAAGAGUGAUCUUAUCAGUAGCCAUAAUGCUAAAACCUUACAACUUCCCAAGGACAGCAACAAGAGUGCUGCUUCUGAGAAAAAUCUCAAGAAACGGAAGGAAGUUGAGACGAAUGGGGUUUUACAUGCCAGUGAUCUUAGGCCCUAUAAGUUGGCAAGAACCACGUCUUCCUCCCAUCUAUUUUCGGAAAAUGGAAGGAUAUUGGAACCUUGUCAAACUUCUGUCCUGAAUGCUUCAGAUAGGCAUGGUGCAGCCAGUAAUCCUAAGGCGGAUGAUAUGGAACGCAAGAUAAAUGGCAUUAUAGAUCAGUCAUCUUCUGACUCAAAGAAGUCUACGUUUGUCACUGCACAAGCUGAUCAGAUUGCUCGAGUCUCUGCCAAGCCACCCCACCCAGAUUCUAAAUAUCUAAGCGAGGUGUAUAUGGUACCGAAAAUGGGCGAAUGGUCAGAUUAUGAUGGCCAAGAAUGGUUGUUUAGCAGCGGUGAUUUUCAAUCAGAGAAGUCCAAGGUGGAAUCUUUAGGGGUUGAGGACACACCACAGGUAUGGGAUGAAGCUCUGAGAAUAGAGUCUGCUGAUGUUUGUGCCCUGCCGUAUGUUAUUCCUUACUGAUUUUAAUGAUACAAAUGGGCACUAAUCAUUGAAAAUGGGCAUGCUUCACCCUCCUGCUCUUGAGCUGGGAAAGAAACCCUUCAUCAGGAACCCAACCAGAGAAGGUACAGCAUCAUCUGGCCCGUGGAGUUGGAUUUUCGGAUUUUCUUGAUGCAUUCUUUUGUAUUGCACGCUGUUCCACAGGGUCAUGUGGGUCAGUGCAUGCCUUGUUCUUCGACUCGGUUCGUUGAACGUUUGCAUGCUCCAGUGCAGCAUUGGGACUAGAUUGCGGACGGGAGGGGGGAUUUUUGCCUCAUGGCAUCAGAUCAUUAACUCAUUCAAAAUGGCAUAUUUCAUACAAGGCAACUGCGGAAGGUUGCUUUGGAUUUGAGAAAGGAGAUGUAUAAGCUCGUGCGAUUUUAUUAUAUUUAUGUAAGAGCUGAGCUUAGAAGUUGUCUAAUCAGAAUGUAAGGGAAACUAGAUGUGGUCUCUACAACCCGGCCACAAUUUUGAUUUGUAACAUACAACUCUUAUUUACAAGAAAUGUAAAAUAGAGGAAAAGAAAGUAGUGGCAUUCAUUCAUUUUCGGUCUCCUAAUAUUCUUAAUCUGAGGGGACCCAAUUUUUCAGGUAGGAAAUAUAAUUCCUGUAAAUAAAAUGUUCU